AUGUCGGAUUGCCAAGGUAAGGAGCAAUGUCCGUGUUCUUCGUUUGAAGAAACCAUUUUGGUUGGAUUCGCUUCUCCGAUACUCUCUUCUUUCUCGGUAGUAGUUUUACUUCAUUAGUGAGAGAACAUCAUCGUUAAUCUUAAAUAUGACUACUGUUGGGAUACAAGAUUAAUGGAUGCCUCUUCACUUUUCCUACGAACGUCAAGGUGUACCUUAUAGAAACGGUUGAGAAUCAACAGAUAUCAUAUGAAUCUCGUCAGGUAGUUCUGCCGCCUAUCAAUUCUAACUGCUGUGCGGAUGUUGUGUGAAGGAAAGGAGUCGUGGCCAGAACUGGUCGGAGCUGAAGGAAGAGCCGCCGCAGUGAUAAUCGAGAAGGAGAACCCUCACGUGGAUGCUAUUGUCAUUCAGAAGGACGAAAUAACGGACAUGCAGUACCGUUGCGACCGGGUCUGGGUUCGUGUGGAUGAUAAUGGCGUCGUCGCUGAAACUCCCAGGAUCGGCUAG
This is a messenger RNA of Spirodela intermedia, 504 nucleotides long. The record is from the annotation of a GenBank genome assembly. Lineage: Eukaryota; Viridiplantae; Streptophyta; Magnoliopsida; Alismatales; Araceae.